AGAAGCUGUAUAACUCUCAGGGUCCAGAGCUCCGACGCUCUCUCUUCUCUCUCAAACAGCUCUUCCAGGAUGACAAAGACCUCGUUCCAGAGUUUGUGGCCUCUGAAGGUCUGACGUGUUUUAUCAAAGUCGGAGCGGAGGCCGACACCAACUACCAGAACUACAUCCUGAGAGCUCUCAGUCAGAUCAUGCUGUUUGUGGACGGUAUGAACGGCGUGAUAAACCACAAUGAGACAGUCCAGUGGCUCUACACGCUUACGGGGAGUGUGUCUCGUCUGGUGGUGAAGACGGCUCUGAAGCUGCUCAUCGUCUUCGUCGAGUACGCAGAGUCCAACAGUCCUCUGCUCAUCAACGCAGUCAACACGGUGGACGGGAGGAGAGGUGUGAAGUCGUGGAGUAAUCUGAUGGAGGUCCUGGAGGAGAGAAACGGCUCAGACACAGAGCUGCUCAUGUUGGCCAUGACGCUCAUCAACAAGACUCUUGGGGUGCUCCCGGACCAGGACUCGUUCUACGAUGUGACCGACAGUCUGGAGCAGUUGGGGAUGGAGACGAUCAUCUUCAAACACAUGAACAACAGAGGGACGGAGCCCGACCUGCGCUCUCAGUUCACCAUCUACGAGAACGCUCUGAGGUACGAGGACGGGGACGUGGACGACUCCUCCCUUCACCUCCGUAAAGAGAGAAGAAAGACGGCCUUCGGCGAGCAGGAGGGACGCAAGAACCGCCGCACCUCCAACCAAAACCUCCCUGACCUCCUCCCCUCACCCGCUGCUUCCUCCCCCACCCCGACCCCCACAACCUUCCUGCCCCCCUCCACUGAGACCACCCCGGUCUCCCCUGCCAUCUCCCCUACGUUCUCCCCCGCUGUCUCCCCCGUCGCCUCCUCCCCCAGCCCCACGGCGGGGUCAGGCAGCAGGGCCUCGUCUCCGCUGAUCUCCGAUCCUGACAGCUCCACCUCCAGUCCGUCCGGGUCCCACAGAGGGUCUCCUGUUCCUCCCCACACGGCCCCCAACGGUACCAUAGCAACAGAGCAGGAUGCAAAGUCACCGACCAGUCCGGGACGCUCUUUCCUCAGCCACCACAUGUCCGCUCUUGGUUUCGGCAGGAAGUCCAGACUCUUCACCAAAACCAGCUCUAUCUCUGAGGAGACGUCAGCCGCCUGCAGCUCGUCUCCCUCAGACCUCUCUCACCAGGAGAAGCCGUCCCAGUUGAACACGGAGCAGCCCGUCAAGACGGAGUCUAAAACCAGUUUCAACUCUGGGGAGGAUGACGUGUUCCGCUGCUCUGACGACUGUAAUGUAAACCAAGACAAGCCGGUUCUGAGGAGGUUUGAAGACACCUUCCUGCGCAGCCUGGCAGCCACACAGUGGGAGAAGAAGAGAAGAAGUAAACACCUGAGCCAGUCCAGGCAGUCCACGUCUGAUGAUGUCAUAACCCCGAGCCCGCAGCCUGCGGAGGGGCGUGGCGAGGAGGAGUCGCCACAUCAGGGGCCGACAUCCAGCAGUUCCGACACAAACGGACACUCAGACUCCCAGAAUGACCCAGCCUCCUCGAUGCAGAGGCAGUGCAGCACUCUCUCCGAUGACAAGAAGUUUGUGCUGGACAUGCUGUACUCCAAAGCCUCUUCCACAGCGCCGCUGAGCCCGACUGCUGCAGCUCCUGACACCAACGAAGAAGAAGGCAGCUUCCUGGCUGGUGGAGAUCUGGGCGGUCGUGGUCGUGUGUUGGAGCGUCUCUCCAGCCUUAAUGCGCGCUCAGUGGAGCCCUCCGUUCCCAGCGAGAGCAGCGCCUCCCGCAGGGCGGAGCUGGAGGGGCUGGAAGGUUCGGCACAAGCAGCGCUGGCCCGACUGGCUGAAGAACGACAGACCCGAAACCUCCGGCAGCAGAGCAGCAUCGAUGUGGAGGGCCAAGCCCGCCGCCUGGAGACCACCCAGUUGAACCCGCUGGCUCCUGGCGGUCCCCCUGACGCCUGGGAGCAGCUGCAGCCGAGCGCCGCCGCCCUGCGCAUCAAAGACCUGGACUUCUCCGACCUGCUGGACGAGGAGGACAUCGACGUGUUGGACAUGGACUCUUUUGACUCCUCCUCCUCUUGUUAUUCAGGCCUCCCUCCUCCUGCUCCUCCUCCUCCUCCAGGCAUGGCUGGAGUUUCACCACCACCUCCUCCUCCCCUUCCCCCGGGCCUCGGCGGACCUCCCCCUCCUCCCCCUCCCCCUCCUCUUCCAGGAGGUAUGGCCCCUCCUCCUCCUCCUCCUCCCCCUCCACCAGGUGCUCCACCUCCUCCUCCUCCCUUCUCCUCCUCGGCGGCUCCCUCUCAGAAGAAGAAGACGGUGAAGUUGUUCUGGAAGGAGCUGAAGCAGGCGGACGGGCCUCAGAAGUGUCGCUUCGGUCGGGGGACGGUGUGGGCGUCUCUGGACAAGGUGGCGGUGGACACCUCCCGACUCGAACACCUGUUUGAGUCUAAAGCCAAGGAGCUGCCUGUCGCCAAG
Messenger RNA from Labrus bergylta (ballan wrasse), 2486 nucleotides. The record is from RefSeq and is a predicted model, not a curated record. NCBI's taxonomy places the organism in Eukaryota, Metazoa, Chordata, Actinopteri, Labriformes, Labridae.